Molecule: messenger RNA, 2409 nt
Organism: Aureobasidium pullulans EXF-150
Lineage: Eukaryota; Fungi; Ascomycota; Dothideomycetes; Dothideales; Saccotheciaceae
Product: DUF21-domain-containing protein
Exons: 3
Coding region: 1-2409 (802 amino acids)
Biological process (GO): magnesium ion homeostasis
Cellular component (GO): intracellular membrane-bounded organelle
Source: RefSeq, a predicted model, not a curated record
AUGUCUCUGGCGCAUGGCAUCCCAACAGCUCGUGGGCCGAGACGUGCAGGCGUCGUGACACCGGCGGCCUUUUCGAUCAUCAAGCUCCUCGGUGCCUCGCUCAUCAACCUGCCUCUGUCGUACGCCGCUCCACUGUUCACAACCUCCGACUCGCCCAUCUACAGACGCGAGGAGCCCGAUCCAAAGUCGCCUGAUGACCCUCAGCUAUGGAUCUACUUGAGCGUUGCCAUUGCCCUGGUGCUCCUGGGUGGAGUCUUCGCUGGCCUGACGAUUGCUCUCAUGGGUCAAGAUGAGAUCUACUUGCAGGUCAUUGCAACUUCGGGUGAAGGAAGCGAGAAGAAGAGUGCGGCCAAGGUUCUGAGGCUGCUGAAGAAGGGCAAGCAUUGGGUCCUGGUCACUCUGCUACUCAGCAAUGUCAUCACCAACGAGACUCUGCCCAUCGUCCUGGACCGUUCGCUGGGUGGUGGUUGGCCUGCUGUGCUGAGCAGUACCGUCCUGAUUGUCAUCUUCGGUGAGGUUGUUCCCCAAUCUAUCUGCGUUCGUUUCGGUCUCCCCAUUGGCGCCGCCAUGUCUCCCCUCGUUCUGGGUCUCAUGUGGAUCAUGGCCCCAGUGGCCUGGCCCACAGCCAAGCUGCUAGAUUGGUUGCUCGGCGAAGACCACGGCACUGUCUACAAGAAGGCAGGCCUCAAGACGCUCGUCACUCUCCACAAGACUCUAGGUACCACUCCUUCAGAUCGUCUGAACGAAGACGAAGUCACCAUCAUCAGUGCCGUUCUCGAUCUCAAGGACAAGGCUGUUGGCGACAUCAUGACCCCCAUGGGUGAUGUCUUUACCAUGUCGGCUGACACGGUCCUGGACGAGAAGAUGAUGGACACGAUUUUGUCUCAAGGAUACUCUAGAAUUCCAAUUUAUGCCCCGGACAACACUCGCAACUUUAUCGGCAUGCUGCUCGUCAAGAUCCUCAUCACCUACGAUCCUGAAGACUGCCUGCGCGUUCGCGACUUCGCUCUUGCUACUCUCCCAGAGACUAAGCCCGAGACCAGCUGUUUGGACAUUGUCAACUUCUUCCAGGAAGGCAAGUCUCACAUGGUCCUUGUCUCGGACUUCCCUGGUCAGGACAAGGGUGCUCUUGGUGUCUUGACUCUGGAAGAUGUUAUCGAAGAACUCAUCGGAGAGGAAAUCAUUGACGAGUCCGAUGUGUUUGUCGAUGUGCACAAGGCGAUAAGACGCAUCGCACCGGCUCCGCGCACUAGAUACACCAGGGGUAAUCACGUUGUUGAUGCUCCUGCCACCGAUGACGAGACCGAUGUUGAUGAGCGAACCCACCUGCUUGGUCCCAAGGAUGCAAGCAGUCAGAGUCGCAAGUCUUCGCUCACAGGCUCUCGCGAGGCGACUCUUCUCUUGCGCAGACGCAGUAGCACAAGCAGCGACAAGAACAGACCCUUGCCUAUCCGAUCAAACACUGCCGACUUGCGCCAGCACCUGAAGCAUCUCGGCCCAAGCAACGUUGCAAGCCGUCCAAAGGCCACCAAGUAUACCUCCGUCAAGAUCAAGCCUGGUGUCGGCACCAUUCCUGAAAACCAUGUACCCACUCCGGCCUCAACACAAGAACCCAGUUCUCAUCAAGCAGACACCUCUCAGACGAUUGUUAAUGGUGGUUCAUCUCGACCUGAAGGCGGCGAGGGUGCCGGUCUUGUUGACUCGGCUGGUGUCGACGCCAAAGAUGGAGCCCACGCUGUCGCUCAUGGAUAUGGUACCAUUUCUCCUGGCUCCAAACAUGACCAGUCUUCCAUUCACGAAGAGUCUGAAUUCCACAUCGAGGCCAACCCAUCUUCGUCUCCCAAGCCUAUGACCGCCAGCGAAGCAUCCGCGUUUGCCGACAGCCAUACGGCAGCAAAGCUUGAGGCGGACGCAAAGGCCCAAGAGAACGAGCAGCAAAAUGGUAACCACGAAUCUACCGAACAAGAGCAGCCCGAGCUGCCUCAGAAGCUGGUCGUCAAAGGAAGCACUUCUCGUCCCAUUUCUCGCGACAGGAGAGGCUCGGAAUCAUCUCACUCCACGCUUGGAGAAAUGGAAGAGCGUCCUGAAUACAAGGCCCGUCGUGCUGUAAGAUCGGGAAGCAUCACCGAAAACAUCAUCGACGUAGGCGGCAUGAAAAAGGUGGUCCUGGAGGCCAACAGCUCGUCUGAUGGAGAUGAUCAGAAAGCCAUCGAAACAAAUGAUGGCGCAAACGACAAGCAUGGCCAUAACGACGACCAGGAUGACGCUGGCAACGAUGAUGGAGGUCACGACGACACGAAAGGUAGCAAAAAGAAGAAGAAGAAGAAGCGAGCAGGCAAAAAGUUCCGCAACAAGGGCGACUCUGUCAAGAGCCGCAGCGGUGACAGCACUCCUCUGUUGAAUCAGUGA